Messenger RNA from Tuber melanosporum (Perigord truffle), 3443 nucleotides. RefSeq lists its product as uncharacterized. Gene Ontology annotation, cellular component: GID complex. The transcript has 4 exons. Bases 46 to 2916 code for a protein of 956 amino acids. NCBI's taxonomy places the organism in Eukaryota, Fungi, Ascomycota, Pezizomycetes, Pezizales, Tuberaceae. The record is from RefSeq and is a predicted model, not a curated record. Gene Ontology annotation, molecular function: protein binding. Gene Ontology annotation, biological process: proteasome-mediated ubiquitin-dependent protein catabolic process.
ACCACCCUUUGAGAUCUCAGCGAAACGGAUUCACUUAACGCCAUCAUGACCCAUUCCGAGGAGGAGUCUACCGCUUUGGCACUUUUAUCACAGUUGUCGGGGUCGCCGUUUAGUCAACCACAGAAUACACUUUCUGCACUCAAACGACUCAAACAUGAGCUGAUCGGCCAUGAGCAGAAGAAAGAAUUGUUUGUACGCCUAGGAAUUGUGCCCCCCCUUGUUAGGAUUCUGGAGGGUACUGGCGCUGCGGAUGAUGUUUGGAGCAGUGCCAGAUUGGAAGCUGGAAUUGCGGUUGGGAGCCUGGCUUAUGGCGGUGAAAACUAUAUUUCGCAUUUGUUCGAUUCGCAGGCUUUGCCUCCGCUAAUAGCUUCUCUGGAUCCUUCCUCAUCUCCACCGAAACUUGUUCUGUCGUCCCUUCGCACGUUGAAUACCAUUCUAGACACCUCAGCAUUUUCCGCGACGUGUCCCUCGUAUGCAAUUGCUACGGCUCUUUAUACCCCCGAGGUUCUGAAAAAUAUCUACAAAAUCCUUUCGCAACAAUCUCUUGCUGCUCUAGUCCAACAGCAGAUUUCGCUCACAGCAUCCCUUAUUGCUAAAUCGUGUGGCCGGUAUGCUCCCGGCAGUUCAGAUAAUAGCGGAUGGCAUUCAACCCAUCAAAAGUUACUUGUGGAUGCUGGGGUUCUUGGAGCCCUGAGCGCCAGAUUGGGAGGCCAUAUCGUGGCCGAGAAAUCUAUUCCCAAAAACCCUAAAAAUGCUCAUAGCAAUGAUGUGCCUCCCCCCGCUCCUCUGGGCGCAAAAUUGGCUCCGAUUCUUGACGCCAUUUCUGUUAUUAUCAAGGAUUCUAGGCUUCGCUCUUUGGAGUUCCUCUUCUCCCCGCCAAUCAUAGCAAUCUUUCCUCUUCCUACCAAUGAACCCUCUUCACCCGAUGCCCCGUCUUCGUCUAACAAACCAGGCGAGGGAACAGUAGGCUCAACUUCCUCAAUAAACUUACCUCAACCUAAGUUAGCGAGCAACUCGAUAAUACAGCCCCCGAAUCUGCUUAUAACACCGGCUGCUUUUCCCCCGCUCUCAGCAGCAUCUACGAUCUCGCCAACCACUUCAAAGGAUCGCAUACUUCGUUCGGCCGCGCUGACUGCAACUGAGGACGGGCCUAACCGUUCCGAAGUCGAUCUCGAUCUCGAGGUUGAGGAGUCCCCCAUUUUACCGUGGCUAAUAUCACAAGUCCGUUCUGGGGACUCCAUUACGAGGUUGAUGGCAAUAAGUGUUUUGACCAAUUUGUUCAAAGUGGAGCUUGUGAGCAAGAAGCUUGUACAAUUGCUGAUAUUGCUGGUUUUGCCGGUUCUUGUCAGACUUUUGACUGAGGAGGGUAGAGAGAAUCGGGUGAAUGCAGGAGUUGGUAGCGUUGAUGCAGAGACAUGGACCAGCUGGACCAUUAGGGAAAAGGCACCCGCGAUCCUGGCAAGGUUGGUAAUGGACCGCGCUGAAAUGCAAAAGGCUGCUGUGGAUGCUGGAGCAAUCAAGAAACUGGCUGCGAUGUUGAAAAGGGCUAACGAGUUACCAUCACCUACAAUGAACGGUCACCAAAACGGAAAUUCCCAUGACUCCAACCACACAGCGGAGCUAGGAAGUAGUCUUGAGAUUGCCCAUAAGAUGAAGGUUAAAGAAGGAGGGUUGAGAUGUCUCACAAGCCUUGCAUUAUUCAAAGAUGAUUAUCGGAAGGCAAUCAUUGAAACAGGGGUGGUCCCGGUCCUAGUGUCUUCAAUGAAACCACUCGAACCCAUCUCAACACCCGCGCCCCAGAAAAACACAGUCGGGCAAGGAAACCCUCCAGCUGUGCUCACCGCCGCAUGCGGCGCUAUUAGGGCAUUAUCCCGCUCUGUCUCCAUUUUAAGAACCUCCCUGAUUGACGCUGGAAUCGCUCUACCUUUGUUUGCUCUCCUUCGCCACGACGAUAUCGAGGUACGUAUAGCUUCGACCGCAGCUGUUUGCAACCUUGUUUUGCACUUCUCUCCAAUGCGAAGACCGAUACUAGAGGCCGGAGUUCUUGAUGUCCUCUGCUCACAUGCGAAGAGCGAAAAUGCUGCGCUAAGGUUAAAUGCACUCUGGGCUUUGAAGCAUUUGGUUCUGGAGGCCGAGACCGACGUAAAGAGGAAAUGCUUUGAGGGGCUAGGAGUAGACUGGCUCCUCGGGGUUAUCCGCGGUAUGGAGGAUAGUAUCGGCGAUCUCAGGAGAAUGAGCGCUGGACGAACUGGUGACGAGGAAUAUUUUGAUGCGCCAGAAGAGAGGAUCAGGUCAUGGGCAAGAAGGUUCCCCCCAAAGGCAACUGCUGUAAUGGCGCAGCUAGAGAGGAGAGAGAGAGAUGACUCUUUGAGAAGGAGGAAGGAGGACAUCGCUUUGCAGGAACAGGGCCUAGACUUCUUACGGAACUGGAUUGGAGGCAAGGAUCGGAAUCUCAUGAUCGAUCACCUUUUCGAGAGCGUGGGGAAAGAUCGGGUGUUUGAGAUUUUGGAGGACAAACUUAAGCAGAAGCGAUAUGUGAAAAGAGGGGAGCUGAUCUCUGAAUCUCCGCCUGGGGAAAUUGUGACUUCCGUUGUCUAUAUCCUUGUUCACCUUGCCACAGGUUCGCUUCCUCACAAGAGGGCCCUGAUCCAGCGCGUGGAUCUACUAAGGACUCUAUGUGCCCUUUGGAAUCACCGACUUCCUCAUGUUAGAACCGGUCUUGCAUGGGUUGUCAUCAAUCUCACCUGGCGCGAAGAACAUGAAGAUAUCGAAGAGGUUCACGCUCGAGCUAGGGAGCUAAUUAGGCUAGGGUUUGAUAAGAGCUUAGAAAGCAUGUCUCAGGAUUCCGAGCUGGACGUCAGAGAGAGAGUUAAGACUGCCAGACAUCAGUUGAGCACUGUUGGGCCUGCGGAUUAACUGUUGCCACUACCUACCUACAAUUCGAACCGCAAGGAUCUGUGUAUUACUACUGGGCUCUGGGUCUCUUUGUCUUUCUACUCUUUAUACCAAUCACCUGUUUUUCUUCCCCCCUCCUGUUAUCUAACAGAGGGAUAGGGGUGAAGUACACAGGUGAGGUUGCUUUUCUCUUUUUUCUAAUACUUUUUUUUUUUCUUCUGCGAAUUUUCAUGCCUUUGAUUUUCGAAGGGUUCAUUUAUCGCAGUGCCAUGCGGGGGGGGACGUGGAAAAAAAUCUUUACUGCGGGCUAUUUGGUUGGCUAUGGGCUCUUUUCCUAUGUUAGCUACCGGUAAGGGGUCAUUGGUUGGUUUAAGGGGGUUUCGCAAUUUUCAUUCGGAAUUGAAAAAAGUGGGUACUUUUUUUUUGGUGUAGUCAGUGUCUUUAAGUCAAGGGAUGGUGACUGGAUUGGUUAAGUUUAAGGGCGUCUUGUAAGGGUUCAUUUUCUAUCAGUCAUGAAGGAGAAAAAGAAAAGUUUUUUCAUGGUAAAA